AAAUAAACCCUAAGAAGAAGAGAAAUAUCUGAUUCGGAGAAGUUGAGCGAGAUCGAGAUGGGGAAUGAGACGAAGAGCAACGGAGCUUCAAGCUUAGGAGGAGGAGGAGGAGGGUUUAGGGCAAAGAUGGAGCAUUAUGUCUACAGUGGUGAAAAGAAGCACGUUUUGGCAGGGAUCGGAAUAUUCACCGUCAUCUUCGGCAUCCCCUGGUAUCUUAUGAAUCGAGGAUCAAACAAGCAUCGGUCUCACCAAGAUUACAUGGAAAAGGCUGAUAAAGCUCGAAAAGCUCGUCUCUCUUCAUCUCCAUCUUCAUCUUCAUCUUCUGACAAGUAGAGAUUCUAGUCAGAUACAUGCCGGUGAAAUGAUCCAUUAAUUGUUUUCCAUGUCCAUUACAAACAUAACUCAGUAAUGUCUGAGCCAGUGUGGUUUUAUUUAGUUCAGAUACCGUAUCAUUUCAAUGUACCAAAGUUUCUGUAUCGAAUAAAUCAAAGUUUUUCUGAAAACAUACAGUGAGAAUGGUUCCAAG
Molecule: messenger RNA, 526 nt
Organism: Eruca vesicaria subsp. sativa (arugula)
Lineage: Eukaryota; Viridiplantae; Streptophyta; Magnoliopsida; Brassicales; Brassicaceae
Source: the annotation of a GenBank genome assembly